Chara braunii is the source of this 3405-nucleotide messenger RNA. The record is from the annotation of a GenBank genome assembly. NCBI's taxonomy places the organism in Eukaryota, Viridiplantae, Streptophyta, Charophyceae, Charales, Characeae.
CCCGUUGACAUUUGCGGACUUCCAAUGGAUGCCCCUUCCCCCGUCCGGUCGAUUGCUGAAACCGCAUUGCAACGUGCUUAUGGCACAAUUGCGGGACUACUUGCACACUGCAGUACCAUCUCCGUUGAUGGACGCCGGAGUAGAGGUUGUCGACCUUCACGACUACGUUGCGAAGAUCGACCGCGAGUUCAAGACACAAUGGUACGACAACAUCGACGCGCCAUUGUUAUACAUACGCAUUCAGAUCGAAGAGGCGACCUGCAACUCUUUGAUCUAUUGCGGAGCUACUCGCAACUACAUGAGCCAAGACUUUAUGGUACACGCUGGCCUUGGGCCACACGUUCGGAGGAAGUCUCAGCCCACGCAAGUCACGUUGGCCGACGGUCACACGCACAAGUCAAUCGACAGGUGCAUUGAUGUCGUCCCCGUGUACUUUGCCCCGCAUGCAAGCGAGGUCGUGCCCUUCAAUAUUUUGGACACCAAGUUCGAGAUGAUCUUGGGCAUGUCAUGGCUGCGAAGCGAGGAUCACCCGGUGAACUUCUACCGCCGCACCGUUCACGUUAGUGAUCGAAACGGAGUACUAGUCCCAUGCACGGUGCCUCCUCCUCACCCUUCGAUCAGCUGCCACGUGGUAUCCGCCGCAAGCAUUCGAGGUUCCAUCACGAGAGAUGGCAUCGAGGAGAUGGGGGUGUGUUUUCUCCAUGCCCUCCCGCCCCAUGACAUUCCAUCAACGGACUCAUUAUCGGACCCACGCAUCACCGAGCCUCUCGACGCCUACGACGAUGUGUUCGAAGCCCCGUACGGAGUAGUGCCGGAUCGACCCAUCCGCCACGAGAUCAUCCUCGAGGCCGGGGCCGUACCUCCGCAUGGUUGCAUCUACCGCAUGAGUGAGAAAGAGUUAAGUGUGCUACGGGCACAACUCGACGACCUUCUUGAGAAAGGCUGGAUUCGGCCUAGCUCCUCGCCAUACGGCGCUCCCGUUCUCUUCGUCCGAAAGAAGAACAAGGACUUGCGGCUGUGCAUCGAUUAUCGCAAGCUCAACGCGCAAACCGUCAAGAACGCCGACCCUCUUCCGCGCAUCGACGACCUCCUCGAAUGGUUGGGCGGCGCCAAGUUCUUCUCCAAGCUUGACCUCAAAUCGGGAUAUCACCAUCUCGAGAUCCGACAGGAGGACCGCUACAAGACCGUGUUUAAAACCAGAAGUUUGGACGAACAUGUGGAGCACCUGCACACCGUUUUGGAGCGGCUACGACAAGCCAAGUACAAAGCCAACUGCGACAAAUGUGAAUUCGCGCGGCAAGAGCUCGAGUACUUGGGACAUUAUGUGACGCCGCAAGGCAUCCGUCCGCUUGCGGACAAGAUCGAGGCCAUCCGCAUAUGGCCCGAGCCCACCAACACCACGGACGUUCGCUCAUUCAUGGGGUUGGCGGGCUACUAUCAACGCUUCAUCACCGGGUACUCAAGGAUUGCCGCACCUAUGACGAGAUUACAAUCGCCAAAGGUGCCAUUCGUAUUCGAUGACGACGCACGCCGGUCAUUCCAAGCACUCAAGACGGCCAUGCUCAUGGCACCCGUCCUUAGCAUCUAUGACCCCACCCUGCCAACGAGAGUGACAACUGACGCUUUCGGCUAUGGCAUUGGGGCAGUCUUGGAACAACACGACAGCGACGACUGGCACCCCGUGGAGUAUUUCAGCCACAAAGUGCCUCCCAUCAAUUCACUUGAUGAUGAAAGGAAGAAGGAGCUGCUCGCGUUCGUGAUGGCUCCCAAGCGACGACGACACUUCCUCCUUGGGCGUCGUAGGUUCACAUGGGUCACGGACAACAACCCGUUGACCUACUACAAGAUGCAGGAUACGGUGAGCAGCACGAUCGGACGAUGGAUGUACUUCAUCGACCAAUUUGACUUCACACCAAAACAUCUCGUCGGCCUCUCCAAUCUCGCAACAGAUGCACUCUUACGAAGACCCGAUCUUUGCCUUCAGAUGCACUCUCACACCGAAACAUCUGCACUCUCACACCGAAACAUCUCGCCGGCCUCUCCAAUCGCGCAACAGAUGACACAUCAUGCCUUCACGUUCGAUGAGGAACUCCAGCGACACUUCAUCCGGGGCUAUGAGUCCAAUCCGGAUUUCGCCACGUUGUAUGCGCAACUAUCUUUGGAUCACCUGCCGGCCAGCCACUAUCGCAUCGUCGACGGGUACUUGCUCCUCCACUCGCGAGGCAAGGACUUAUUAUGUGUCCCACGAGACCGUCGUCUUCGGACUCGCCUUCUCGGCAAGUACCAUGGCUCGCAACUCGCCCGCCAUUUCGGAAUCAAUCGCUCUAUUGCACGACUUCGGGAACGAUUCCGAUGGCCCGACCUCAUUACCGAUGUCACUCGGUAUUGCGACUCUUGUGAAGUUUGCCGACGAAGCAAGCCCUGCAACUGCAAUCCCUAUGGCGAGUUGCGCCCGAUGCCUAUCCCACGGGAACCCAGCCUCUCCAUUGCCAUGGACGUCACCGGACCAUUUCCCCGCGACCGCCUCGGGCACGACGACAUCCUCACGGUCGUUGACCGUUUGAGCAAGUAUACGUGGUUUCUCCCUUGCAAGUACUACAUCACGGCUCCCGAACUUGCGCGCCUCUUGCACACCGGAUGGAUUUGCAGCCACGGCGUACCGGAAGACAUCGUCAGCGACCGCGACACUCGCUUCAUGUCGGCAUUUUGGACUUCUCUCAUGCAGGAAUCCGACACGAAGAUGAAACCAAGUUCGGCUCCGCAUCCACAAACGGACGGGCAAAUGGAGCGGGCACAUCAAACCGCUCAAAUGAUGCUUCAUACGCUCAUCGGUCAGGAUCAGAAAGAUUGGGUUGACCGCCUCCCCGAUAUCGAGUUCGCCUACAACACUUCGUUGCAUCCGGCGAUCGGUGUGACUCCAUUCGAGUUGCACCACGGUGGCCGGAAAGGCCGACAUAGACGCUGCUUGCUCCCCCGCUUCCGUUCGGAAGUACAGGGAAUUGUUGGCUCAAGCCCGCGCGAACAUGCAAAAGGCUCAAGUUCGCAUGCAGCAGCAAGCCAACAGACCUCGCUCGCCAUGUCCCAUCCGCGCCUGUGAUCUGGUUUGGGUCUCCGCGGAGGAGUUUGCACUCGAGCAGGAUGUUUGCGCAAACUACUCCCCAAGUGGUUUGGACCAUGGCCCGUAACAUCAGCCGCGGGCGAUGAGCCCGAUGGCCCCUCAUUUGUGAUCAACAUCCCCCCGCAUCUGGCGGUCCAUCCAGUUUUUCACGCCUCAAAGCUCGCAACAUAUACACCAGCUAAGAGCGACGACUUCCCGGGCCGACGAUCGCAAGAUCCUCCAUCUAUGCAUGGUCAUCAGGAAGUUGACCGUGUCAUCAUGGAUCGCAAGUACGGCAGCAAGCCUCG